Molecule: messenger RNA, 10124 nt
Organism: Rhipicephalus microplus (southern cattle tick)
Lineage: Eukaryota; Metazoa; Arthropoda; Arachnida; Ixodida; Ixodidae
Biological process (GO): RNA splicing
Cellular component (GO): ASAP complex; precatalytic spliceosome
Molecular function (GO): RNA binding
Source: RefSeq, a predicted model, not a curated record
AACUCAAACGUAUUACGACCGUUUCCGACACGAGAACGCGGUAACGCAACGACCAAUAAAUCGGCACGUUCUUGUUAGCGGUCCGCACAGGCUUGCAAUGCUGAACAACGGCGUUUUCAGCGACGCCCAAAACGACAAAUCGGCCGCAGCAUAAAUCUGCUCUGGACCAGGCCUCGGUGGGGCCGUGGCAGCAACGGCGAAAAAUGGCGGAUAAAUCUGAAGCUGUAUUGGAUGGCAAAGCUCUACAUGCAUUGCGCGUCGUCGACCUCAGAUCAGCGCUCGAGAAGCGCGGACUACCAAAAAGUGGAAGCAAGAAGGAACUCGUUGAGCGCUUGAAACUGCAACUUAAGAUAGAGAAACUGCACGAGGAGUCUUUGAAGGCUGAAGAUCGGGUGCCCAACCUUGACCUCCAAGAUGAGCUGACUGGUCAGAAUGACUUUGUCAGGCAGUACUUGGCGGCACAACAACAAACGUAUUCUCUGCAGCUUAAAGAGCGCAGACAGGCUGAAAUGCAGGCCUUCAGCAGCGUACCAGAGAAAGUGGGCGGUGAAGAGGCCACAGCAGCACCAGUGGUGCUCAGCCCUGUUUUGGAUGAGAAGAGCAGCCACCAAGGGUCCUGGGAGCGUCCACGCAGAGGUCGCACAUGCCCAUCUUCUAUAGAUCCAGGAGGGAAUGCUAGCCAUUGUCCCUACCAAGGAAAGCUGCCUAUGGAAGCAAAUACUGCAGUGAACACUAGCAGAAGGGGCAGACUUCGUCAGCAGAGGCUAUCUCCUCCAUGUCCUGACAAGAAAGGGCGCACGAAGUCAGUAGGAGCAGAGGAGCAACAGCAAACCUGCCAGCCACAGCCUGAGUUUUCAAGCACCCCGAAUGAGUACAGUAUGCAUGACAUGGUGCUAAGGACAGUACAAUCGCCUCGAAAAGGAGCUGUAGCACCUGUCGUUUCUCCUCCCCCAAUCGAAGAGCGUAAAGACCACCGAUAUCCUUCCAGAAGGAAACGAGAAAGUUCUAUCAGUCAAGCAAUGGUCACUGCUUCACAGCCCAGAUGCAUGGAACCGAUCACCAAUGAUGAAAAAAGUGUGUGUGAUGUAGAAGCAUGCCAAGCAACAUCAGCUAGCCCUCCGGACAAAACUGCUGAAGAAACUGAAUGCGUUAGAAAGAAAUAUGCACGCUUAGAAGAUCCAUCCACAGGACUUGUGACUGCACACAGAAGUACACGAAAGAAAAACAAAAAAAAAUCACCAGUGACCAUGGCCACCAAUGCUGAACCUAGCCAAUUGGACUCGAGCCAGCUAACAUUACCACAGCCUUUACCAGAGAUUGAUCAGUCUACCAUCAAAAGAACAAGCAACCCCAUCCAAUGCUCUGUAGUAGAUGGAAGCGAAAAAAGGGGAAGGCCAUUGCGGAUGCUCAUAACAAGAACUGGUGCAACAAAGAGUGUCAUCUCUUGUAAUCGUGUAAAUAUGCGAUGUGAACCAUUACCUGAAAAUGCUGAAGCAUGCCAGUUGAAUACUUCACCUACUCAAGUGCCUUCUAACGUGCUAACAAGUGAACCAGCACUCAAGUCAUCUGCCUUGAAGGAUUCGCAGCCAGUCAGACAAGAUACCCAAAGCUCACUUGAAGAUGACCUUCACGAGACACUGAACAAACUACACAUAACAGAGGUGGAAAGUAGACAAAAAACAACGGAGACAGAUAGUGGGAAAGAGAGUGUCAGCUCAGUAUUAUGCGACACAAUACCAGCGUGUGCAACAGCUGAAAGGAGUCCAACAAGUUUGGUGGAACAAGAGUGGAAAGAUUUAAAUAAGGAUUCUGCCAUGGGGAAUCAUGAUGCAAACACUGUGGUAAAUACACCAUCAGAGAACGAGAAUCUUCAGCCAGCAGCUGUAAUUACUAAAGAUGUGGAUCAAAAAGCACUAGAACAAGAUGUGAAUGCUUCAACAUCUGCUGGACACAACCCCAGCACAAGUAGCAUGCCAUCAGAUGUUUCUAGCAGCCCCACAAGACCAUCUGUACGUAGAACGUUGACAUUAGAAGAGAUGACAAAUGCCGUUGAAUCUAUUCUUCAAACAACAGAGAAAACACUGGCCUUGACUGAACAGUGUCAAGACAUGCCUUGUACUGAUGCCAACCUCAUUGAUGAAAAAGAAGUUGAUAAUGCUACUGACAGCCUUUUAAAAGAGAUGAGUGCUCAUAAUGAAGAUAACUUGCAGCUCACCAACUCUUGCCUAUCGGCACAGCAGGACAAAGUAGUUGAAUUCUCAACAUCAACAACUUUACAUGAAAAUUACAUUUCCAGUAAUGACAAAAAAAACUGUGAGACAGAGGAAGUUGGUGAAAAAAGUGCUACUGAGUCACCUUAUAAUGUUGUAUUGCCCCAAAGCGAACCAGCCAUGUUUGAAACACAGAGCAGCCUUUCACAAAACGAGGAGCUUUUCUGCACCACUUUACUGCCUACGGAUGGUACAGGAGUACUAUCAGAUGCAUCCCUUACAGAAGGAAAGGUAUUGGAUGAAGGUGCACAAGUAAGCAAGCCUGACAGUUUUAGUUCACCCCAGUGCUUUGAUGCUAUAGGGUUUGAUACUGUUGUUAAAAAAACCGAACCCUGUACAACUCCAGAGAAUGACAAGCACGAACAAGAAAUAUCUGGGCAGAGUACUUCAAUUGCAAGCAGCACUUCAUCUCCGACAGAUUGCUUAGAAGACAUGGAUACUGAAAGAUCAUACGAACAUACAGAAUUGACAUGCACAUUCACAGAAGCUUCAAAAAAAGCCAGUACACAGGAGACACUUAACAGUGCUUCCUCACAACUUCUCAAUUUUAAAAUUCCUGUGCAAGCACUUGAAAAUGACCAGAAUAUAAAGACAGACCAUGUAGUGCAAAAAAUGGGUAAUGAAAGUUCAAUCCAGGAGACUUCCUUUCAUCAGGAGACUUUUCAACCUUUAUAUAAAACGCAGGCUAAAGAUGAUGGUCGGCAAGCUCUGGCUAGACACGAAUCUUCAGGUUGCCUGCAUGCUGCUAGGGAAGACAAAGAUGCACUAGGCAGCCUUGAGUGUGUGCCACUUGUUCAAACAGGUUCGCAACAGAGUGCAAGUGUAGAAUCCUGCAGCAACUUAUCAUCAUCACUGCAUGUAUUAGAAGACACACACAAGUUACAUGCAGACAUUGCAGAAGGUGCAUCACUGGAAAAGGGACUGAACACACCAGACUUGACUCUAUCUCAAAGAAAUUUGGAAACACAGGACAAGUUUUCUUGUUCUGGUGAUAAGGCAUCAAAAUCAGCAGACACACAAGAAACAUCCCUGCAAAAAGAACCAUGUAAGGAAGAGCGGAUCAUAAAUACACAGGAAGUGCUCCCAUGCUCCGGUGGUAGCGAUAACACGGACACGAUAAAAAGCCCAUGUGAUACACUGUAUAACACUGAACCGGAGAAAAUCAAGGAAACUUGUACUUCUAGUUUUUUUCCAAAGCUGCUUUCAUCAAGCUCAGGAAAAUGCACUGAUAAUAUCAAACAACUUGACCUGUCCAGUGUGUCUUUGGAUGUUGAGACACCAGCAAUGAUUUCAUCAAACAAGAGUAUAGCCAAUAAAUCAGAUAACAAAUGCUCCAACUAUGUCCCUGAAGAGCAACCAAUCACAGGAUCAGGCUCAAAUGAGGGUCUUCAAAAUGAAGCAACAGUAAGUGCUCUUUCAACAGUUCCCAAUGAAGAAAAGGAACCAGCAGAACAAACCAUAACUGGCAGCCUGAAAACACAGGAAUAUACAGAAAACACAAUACAUAAAAUUACUGAGAAAGCAGGAAUGGUCACAGGAGAUGCAGUAUGUACAAUCUCCAAUGCUGGAAACGCUGUUGAGCCCUAUGAGCGAAAAAAAUAUGUGGUUCACUUUCCACAAGAUGAAGUGAGACUGAGAGAAGUACCACAAGAGCUGUCGUUGCAAUGCCACACUUCACCACUAAAUGAACCUGGAGAGAAACACACUAUGUCAACAUAUGCAACUAACCAAGAUUCCAUCCUUGUCAACUGCGAAUUGCCUACACUUCAAGACAAGCACAACACAGAAGCACUUCCAGAUUUUGCACUUGACAAAGCAACUGGUGGGAAUUUAGACAACUGUAAUGAUGCUAUGAAUUCGAAGGUUUCAGAUAGUGCAAUCACAAGUUCAAUGCCAGUAUCAGUGACUUGUGAGGGUUCGUUAAGUAGCUUGAUCAAUACACACAAGCAAAAUGAAGAGGCUCAAGCUGUAAGCACAGUAGCCAACAACUUAAGCGCCUGCUUCACAGCGACCCAGCAGCAGCAAGAGCACCAAGAGGCCACAAGUUUGGGAAGCUGCGACUUGACGAUAGAGUUUUGUAAUACUUCACAGCAUCCAACAGCGCUGUCAAUCAAAGAGUGUUUGGUAAUAUGCCCCGAUGCUAACUCGGCUAUGAGUCGGUCAGCAAAAGGGCAACAUUAUGAUGGAUCUGUUUCAGCAUCUGACAGCACAAACAUAGAGUGUGGUGUGCUUCCUCACUUUAGUUCUCCUAACACUGCAAAGGUAGUUGGACCAGUGCAACCUAAUUCAUCAAUAAGCAUACAAGACACAAAAGAAAUGCCUGCUUUAGUUAUACCAUGUUCCCAUACCCAUAAAUCUGGUGCAAUUUGUCAGUUCUCCGGGCCGCAUGAAAAGGAUGAAAUUCCAAGGAAGCCCAUGCAAGGUGAUGAACAAAUGCAAACUAUUCAAGGCAGGAGCGCUGCACCAAAAGAAACAAAAGAUUACGCUUCUGUUCCCACAGAAAUUACAGACACCAGUGAUGCCAUGAAAUCAAGAUUACUUGUAGGUUCAUGUGAUGAUUUCAGUUCUACAGAAAGAAGACUAAAAAACAAAGGUAAUUUUGAUAAUUUCAAAGCAUCGCCUCUGUGCUCUAAGGAAGCAAACUUGGCCAUCACUGGAGAACCAUUUGACACUACUGUUGCAGCAGAGCACAAGCAGAGUGUCACUACAGCACAUGAGGUUUCUAGCGAACUGGAAAAUACUGAUAAAAUAGAAAUCCCCAACUGCAUGUGCACAGUAUCACCAUCUGAGAUUUCGUUGCAAAAACAUGAACAUGUUGAUGAACCGAAGAAUGAAGCAAUGACAGCCAACACCCAAAUGACCAUACUUCUCAGCAAUAGGGUCAAUGCAACAAGUAAUGAGCUUUUAUUGGAUGAAAAUUAUUCUUUUCAUAGAGGAAAAUGCAGCAGCAAUGAUAAUCAAAAUAAGCAAGAAGUGGGAGGCGACCUUCACCUGUGUGGCACAUCAUCUAGACAUCCACCUUCCACUAAGUCUGAUAUAAUGAAUGCACAUGUGGUACAUGAAAGAAGUGCAGCUCCUGAAGAAUAUCAACAGGAAUCCACAAACAUCUCAACUCCUGAGCACUCGGACGAACUUGGCACCGACGCCAGACAUGAACAAGAAUCUGUAAAUGAAUGUGAAAGUUUCAAGUUUGGCGGACUCCAACACGUGGGCACCGAAGAACCGAGUAACAGCAAACUAGAUGUCACUGGGUCUACUAACAUAUCAGUUAAGGCGAGAUAUACAAUUGACGAAGGUGCUGAAACAAUCUGUGUUCCUCGCAGCAGCGCAUUAAACAAUGAAAAUGCUUCAGAACAUUCAAAUUUAUCACCGGUGGAUGGCAUAAGAUAUCAAGAUGCUGAAACAACAUUGACUUCAGCAAAUAUGGAGCACGCAAAUGUGCAGGGCAAUGAUGACAGCAAUGCUUUUCCUCCAAAUGAGACCUGCUUCACUGAGCUGUAUGCAACUCCUGAACCAAAAGAUGUAGAACACACCCCAACGGCAUUCAAGCACAGUGAAAAGUACUCCAAGAGAACGAAUAGCGAAUUUGCACAUAGCCCCAUUGGCCUCAGUCGUAGCAAAGCACAAGUGGAACAUUCAAGUGCAGCACAUGUGGUACUACAUCUUUCUGGCACCGAACGCACUGUUAACUUAGCACACGUGGAUAUUUCCGAUAGCGAUCAGGUGGUGGAAAAGCAUGUGCUUAAGAUACCGGAAAGUGAUUUUUUCACAGGUGACGAACAUCUCAGCGGGUCUGAAGAAAUUGUAAAUAGCUCGUCGAACUUGGCUGUCAACGAUGAGUUUGUGUUGGGGUUCGCUGCUAGAAAUCGGCAGCCCUGCGCACCUAUACUACCUGAAGAUAUCCCAAAGGACUUAGAAAUUCAAGGCAAAGAACAUAUUCUUAGUCGUCCAUCCAACCGUGCUACGGGAAACGAUAACGCAAUUUAUGACUGCGAAGUAACGAAAGAAGAAGCAACAGAAAUGCACGCAACUACGUGCACCGAAGAACACGGCACUGAUUUCAUAAGGGCAGAUGGCGGGGACAUUAAUGUUGCUGCAACAGGUUCGACGGAAUUUUCGAGCUGUUCGAAGUCCCAUGCAGGCACUCCAGCGUCGGACAGUUGCGGAGCAGACUGUUUCAAUACCGCGGCUUCUCCGACACGCAACGUCGGGCGGCAGUGUUCGGUCAGCUGCACCAACUUUGAAUGUCAGCCACAUGAAGCGUGUGAUCUCUUCCUACAGAACAGCGGCAAGUCCGAUGCAAGCGCCGAUCUUCAGCACAAAACACGGGAGACGGAGAGAUAUGUUCUAGGCCGUGUUGACCAUAUUGAUAGCAGUGGGGACAUCAGCUGUUCUGAAAGGGAAGAGCCCGAAAUGGCACGUCUACGAGGCCGAGGAGUGCGCAAGCAGGUGCCUGCUCGAGCCACUAAGGAGCCAUCAGAACCGUCUUCUGAUGGGGAGGGCAAUGAGGCUGGAAACCGGCGGCUGCGGAAUGGCCGCCGCGCAACGCCAGAGGAACCGCAGGCGAAGCGGCGUUCAUCACGCAACCGCAAGGCAGCUGCUGAGGAAUGCCCCAAGGAAGACUCUGAUGCAGCCACCGAACCUGAGAGCACACCGGGGAGCCCGCAACUGGAGGAAGGCCAAGUGCUGAGUCCCGUGAAUGAAGAGGAAAAGCAGAAGCCUGAGGGUAAGGAGGCAUCUGAAGGUAGUUCAAGCUCGUCAUCAGGUACAUCGGAUGGGGAGGAGGAACCUGUGGGUCGAAGGGGCCUCAAGGGGGUGCUGACAUCGCCGCCGGGGCGAUGUCAGGCACCCUCCGAAGGGCCCCAUUCACCCCCAAACAGAGAGGCAGCUCGGGAAGAGGACAUGAAAAGCCAGGAGGAACCAGCUGAAACGCCUGUUGAGCCUGACCAGCGUCCACUGCAAGAGGAGAGGCCAUCCAAAGAAAGCAUUCCUGAAGAUGUAGAAAUGAAGGAUGAUGAGGAGAGCCAGCUGGCAUCGGAGGCAUCGCCACCCAAGUUUAAAACCAGGAAGAUGUCGGUUGCAGCCUUGAAAAAGGAUUCUGAAGAUAAGGAGGAGCGUCCACAGCGGAAGCGCAAAUGGGGCCCUACGAAUGUUGUCCUCGAGCCUUCCAUGAGCAUUUCUACUGCGGCAUUGAAGGACCUGAUACCUGACAUUCAAGAACCACCAUCUGAGCCUAAAGAGCUUGAAGAGGAACAUGUUACUGCAUCUGUUGGAGAAUCUCCAGUCACAGAGCAGGAGGAAGCUUCUGAAGAGCCACCAGUUAAACUACAGGCUGUAGAUGAUGAACCUACUAAUGAAGAAAUGCCACCCUGCAAUGAAACCACUGAAAAAGAUCAGGAAAAGGGUGAAGAUGGGGAGCUGAGUCACGGUGAAAAGUAUUCAGUGGGUGACAGGAUUGACAAGGCCUCAAGAGACGAGAAACCUAAUGAUGAAAGUGAACACGUCUCUCGGGAUGAGAAGGAAAAGACCCCUGGCAAGGAUGAGAAAACAAGCAAAACUGAAAAACCUCCAAGAGAAGUUAGUCGGGAGGAUAAACCUGGAAAGCAUGAUGCAAACACAAAGGAAACAAAAGGGGCCAGAGAAAAGGCAUUACCAAAUACAGCACCACGUGCGGAGCGCAAGGCCCUCCAUGUGAUCUCAGACAGAGCGCCCUUGUCUAAAAGGCCUGCAGCAGGCAAGUUGGCAAGCCCACCAAGAAACCCGAAGAGCCGCAUUUUGUUUGUGCGCAACCUUGUGCGGCCUUUUACGUUGAAUCAGCUGAAACAGUUGCUUCAAGAAUUUGGAGAUAUCGUUGACUCUGAGUUCUGGAUUGACAAGAUCAAGUCCAAAUGUUUUGUAACUUAUGUAUCUGAGGAAGAUGCUGUCAAAGCCAGAGAAGCGUUACAUAACUUGCGAUGGCCACUCUGCAACCCAAAAAUACUGCAUGUGGAUUUCUCAUCGCCUGAAGAGAUGGAACGUCAGAAGGAGCCUCCUGCACCACCACCACCUAGGCCAAUAAAUGCUACAGAGAGGACUUUGCCAGCGUUUCAGCGAACUGUAGAAGUGGACCCCCGUAUGCCAACUGGACGUGAAGUCUUGCGGGACCCACGGGAGGUUUUGCGAGACCCAAGGGAGCCCCGGGAAAUCAAUGACCCCCGGGAACCUAAGGAUCCUCGUGAGGCUCGGGACACUGUCACAGGCUCUUCAGCACGCCCAGAUAGAAAUCAGAUGGUUGAAAGACAGGCAGUAAAUAGGCGGCCUGCUUUGCCAAUACGGGAAUGGGACCGGGACAAACUUCGUCAAGAGACACCACCUCCACCAACUGCUGAGCAGGCACCGGCCCCAUCACGCAACAAGGCCACUUCUCCAACAGACAAGCGAGAGCGUCGAGACAAGAAAGUGGCAAAGCGCAAAUCGGAAGAAGAUACACCAGCCAAAUUGCUGGAUGAUUUGUUCCGCAAGACAAAGGCGAGUCCUUGUAUCUACUGGCUGCCUCUUACUGAGGAACAGAUAGCACGUAAAGAAGAGGAGCGAAAGCAGCGGCGACAGGAGAGGGAACGCAGGCGACAGCAGCAGCAACUACAAGAAGAGGAAGAGCGCCGUAAGCGAGCUCUUGCACGUGAUGUGGCUGCGAAGACAAAACAGGAGUCCAAGCACAGUGGCAGCCAUAGCCCUGUGCGGCGGCGUUAAAGAAUCCUAUGUGGGCUUCAGCAGCCAAUAGGGUUGUUCUGGGAGUUCCAUGUGGGGAGACAAGCUGGCAGGCCCCUCAGCAUCGACUUUCCUGCCCUAUCAGCCCGGCACCAGCACGGGCAAGGUAGUAAAGCUUUCUUGCGGUCCCUGAUAUAUCCCCCGCCCUUCUUCAUAUUCCUUUUAGUACUUUUGUCCCUCUGGUCAAAAAUAGUGGGCCUUUCAUUGCUGUGAUUUUUUUAAUGGUGGUUUUUUUUUUCUCUGCUCUACUUAGUCUUUCUUUCUUUCUUUCUUUCUUCAGCAUGUGGGCUAGUGUUGAGUUCUAGCUAGUGUAGUGUGCCUUACUAGCAAAGGAAGGUAAGUAUGGCUAGUAGCAGGAAUUUCUGUAAACCAGAGGGACUAUCUUCUUUGAUCCUUUUACACCCUUCCACACCUCUAUCCACCUUGAGUUUUGAGCUGCUCCGAGGGACUCGAGCAUUAGAGCCAAACAGCAGCAGCAGCAGCUAGGACAAGUGGGGGCACACAUCACAACAUGGCAGUGUCUUCUUGCAGAUAAAGGGGAGAGGGCCCUUGGUUGGACUGCUUGCGUGCGGGACCCUAGUUAGCUGCCAGCAAAACUUCCUCAAGGGUCGAUGGGCCCAGGCAGGAACACGUCGCAGCAUGCACCACAAUGCCUCAAAUUGUCUCCUGAAAAACAAAAAAAAGUUACAAAAAAUGGCCGGCCUCCAUUUGCAUCGUCAUCACCAUUUUGGAACGGAUCUCAGUUGCUGUUGUGGAGGGUGCUACUUCAGAAAAACUGAGUGCUUCAAGCCAAGACUGAAUCCAAGACUGGCACCUGGUGCAACACUGAUGCUUGUGCAGAUAAACUGUGGUGUUGGACUGCAUCAGCUUCAAGUGCACAUGGGACUCUGUUGAAUAUGCAUUGUUAAUUUCGAUCUGCCUCUCUACUUGUUUUUGCCAUUUGUCAGCUUGGAAGAAAUAUGUCUGUGUAUCCAUCUGCACUCAUUUCCUAGAGGAACUUCAUGGAUGCAUUAUGUAAAGAGGGCUCUAUGAAUUUACUAAGUUCCCACCAACUGCUCUCGUGCACAUUCACAAUGAAAUAAAGCCAAUAAAAGUUUAAAAGCCUCA